Fraxinus pennsylvanica is the source of this 402-nucleotide messenger RNA. The record is from the annotation of a GenBank genome assembly. NCBI's taxonomy places the organism in Eukaryota, Viridiplantae, Streptophyta, Magnoliopsida, Lamiales, Oleaceae.
AUGUUAGUAAAUUGCUCCAACUGUCGGACCCCAUUACAGCUGCCACCGGGCGCCCGAUCCAUCCGCUGCGCCAUCUGCCAAGCCGUCACCCAAUUAGCUGACCCGCGUAAUGCGCCGCCUCCCUCCCAUUCUCACGCUACUCCGCCUCCUCCUGAUCCGCCUUCUCCUUACAGCCACGCGCCUCCGGGACCCCCGCCCAACCCCCACGGACGGAAAAAGGCAGUUAUCGUCGGUAUAUCGUAUAGGUACUCUCGCCACGAACUCAAGGGAUGCUUAAAUGACGCCAAGUGCAUGAAACAUCUCUUAAUCAACAAGUUUCAGUUUCCAGAAUCUUCAAUUAUCAUGCUCACUGCAUGUAGUAUUGAAGGACACUGGAACGAGAAGUGGCAGAGGAAGCAAUGA